AUGGCGUCGUACGUGAAGGAAGUGUACGAAAACCUCGACCGCAGAUUGGCUACGGCGAGUGUUACCGCAUUCGCACUAGGCCUGCUCGUUCGCGGCUUCCUGGUCAGUGGAAAGCAUGGCCAGAUCGUAGCUUCUCCUUUGAGCACGCUGUUGCCCAAGCUAUCGACCGACGAGCACAAGAACCUGCCAUAUCCGCCGGAUUCGUUGCCGGGAGCUCGAGACGUGCAGUCACCUUAUGGCUCAAUACGUGUGUACGAAUUUGGCCCAGAAACUGGUCGAAAGGUGCUCUUGGUUCAUGGCAUCAGCACUCCGUGCCUUGCCCUUGGAGGCAUUGCACACCAGUUGGCGGACAAGGGCUGCCGUGUGAUGUUGUUUGAUCUUUUUGGAAGAGGCUACUCAGAGAAUCCGGCCGACCUGCCUCACGAUAUUCGCCUGUUCUCAACACAGAUUCUCUUGGCCACCGCUUCUUCACCACUACCCUGGCACCGAUUUUCAAUCGUUGGCUACUCCCUCGGAGGCGGAAUUUCGGCAGGCUUCGCAGCCUACUUUCCCCACAACAUCGAAUCGUUGGUCCUUCUUUGCCCUUCUGGGUUAAUUCGUGCUCGCCACUUCAGCAGAAGCAACCGUCUGUUGUACAGCGAGGGAGUCAUUCCGGAGCCGCUACUGCUCAGGUUGGUCAAACGACGAUUAAAGACCCCACUGUACCCACCCAAAGCACCCAAGAACGAUGGAAAGAUUGGAACUGAGCAGGCUGUCAAGGCCGAAGUCCCGAUCGAGAGUAAUUCGACUGCGGUUUUGUCAAGAAAGCAUCCUGAUGUGACGAUUGAAAGGGCUGUGGUUCAUCAAGUCGAUCAUCACGACGGUUUCGUGUCAGCUUUCAUGUCCAGUAUUCGGUACGGUCCAAUUCAGAACCAGCACGAACUUUGGGGACGAAUCAGCGCAGAGCUCGCGCAAAGAAGCAGCGAAAGUGGCGCAAACGCAAAGUUGCUGAUCAUUGCGGGCGAUCGUGACUCUAUUAUUGAUGCUACUGAGCUUCGUGAAGAUGCUACGGCAGUUUUCGGAGACCACCUUCAUUUUGAGGUGGUUUCAGCUGGCCACGACGCACCCAUUGUCAAAGCCGUCGAAGUUUCAAACCUCAUUUGGCAGUCGUGGAAUUGA
This is a messenger RNA of Cyphellophora attinorum, 1158 nucleotides long. RefSeq lists its product as uncharacterized. The record is from RefSeq and is a predicted model, not a curated record. The transcript has a single exon. NCBI's taxonomy places the organism in Eukaryota, Fungi, Ascomycota, Eurotiomycetes, Chaetothyriales, Cyphellophoraceae. Bases 1 to 1158 code for a protein of 385 amino acids.